Messenger RNA from Cololabis saira (Pacific saury), 5100 nucleotides. Its product is annotated as protein argonaute-3-like. NCBI's taxonomy places the organism in Eukaryota, Metazoa, Chordata, Actinopteri, Beloniformes, Belonidae. Gene Ontology annotation, biological process: regulation of stem cell proliferation; regulatory ncRNA-mediated gene silencing. Bases 313 to 2916 code for a protein of 867 amino acids. The transcript has 19 exons. The record is from RefSeq and is a predicted model, not a curated record. Gene Ontology annotation, molecular function: protein binding; RNA binding.
UGUUUCCGUGGGCUUCAGCCACCGACACGGAGCUCUGCGUCCAGAGCGGGUUUUCACGGCGGAGGACGCCGGUUCUCGGAUCUCCACCGGCGGCUGCAAAACACCACGACACCGCGCUGUCACGCCCGUUCCGCGGGGGCAUCGACGUAGACGAGCAGCGGGGUUAUUACCGCAGCCUCCCCGGGGUGGUUUAGGUGUCAGUCCCCCCCCCCCCGAGCGGCCCGGUCCCGGUUCCGGAUCCAGCCCCAGAGCCAGAGCCGCGACACGUGACCGCCUUGGACCGGGACGUCCGUCCGGACCCGGACCUCAUGAAUGGAACUCGGAUCAACAGGAGCCGUUGGAGCCCCAGCCCUGUUCUCGUUGCCACGACGACCCGGCUAUGGCACCGUCGGAAAGCCCAUCAAGCUGCUGGCCAACUGCUUCCAGGUGGAAAUCCCCAAGAUCGACGUCUACCUGUACGAGGUGGACAUCAAGCCUGAGAAGUGUCCUCGCCGGGUCAACAGGGAGGUGGUGGACUCCAUGGUGCAGCACUUCAAGGUGACCAUCUUUGGUGACCGGCUGCCGGUCUACGAUGGGAAGAGGAGCCUCUACACCGCCAGCCCACUUCCUGUGGCCACCGGGGGGGUGGACCUGGACGUCACCCUGCCCGGCGAGGGCGGGAAGGACCGCCCCUUCAAAGUGUCCAUCAAGUUCGUGUCGCUGGUCAGCUGGCACAUGCUGCACGAGGUGCUGACGGGCCGCGGCACCACCGAGCCGGUGGACCUGGACAAGCCCAUCAGCACCAACCCGGUCCACGCCGUGGACGUGGUCCUGCGGCACCUGCCCUCCAUGAAGUACACCCCCGUGGGCCGGUCCUUCUUCUCCUCCCCGGAGGGCUACGAUCACCCGCUGGGGGGCGGCCGCGAGGUCUGGUUCGGCUUCCACCAGUCGGUGCGGCCCGCCAUGUGGAAGAUGAUGCUCAACAUCGAUGUGUCGGCCACGGCCUUCUACAAGGCUCAGCCCGUCAUCCAGUUCAUGUGUGAAGUUCUGGACAUCCACAACAUCGAUGAGCAGCCGAGGCCGCUGACUGACUCCCACCGGGUCAAGUUCACCAAGGAGAUCAAAGGUCUGAAGGUGGAAGUGACUCACUGUGGAACGAUGAGGAGGAAGUACCGGGUCUGCAACGUGACCCGGCGGCCCGCCAGCCUGCAGACGUUCCCGCUGCAGCUGGAGAGCGGCCAGACCAUCGAACGGACCGUGGCCCAGUACUUCAGGGAGAAGUACAACCUGCAGCUCAAGUACCCCCACCUGCCGUGUCUGCAGGUGGGCCAGGAGCAGAAGCACACCUACCUGCCGCUGGAGGUCUGCAACGUCGUUGCCGGCCAGCGCUGCAUCAAGAAGCUGACGGACAACCAGACGUCCACCAUGAUCAAAGCCACGGCCCGAUCAGCACCGGACCGGCAGGAGGAGAUCAGCCGGCUGGUGCGCAGCGCCAACUACGAGAGCGACCCGUUCGUGCAGGAGUUCCAGUUCCGGGUCCGGGACGAGAUGGCCCAGGUGACGGGCCGCGUGCUGCCGGCCCCCAUGCUGCAGUACGGCGGCAGGGUGAGCUCUGAGCCCUUUAUGAACCGCACCGUGGCCACGCCGUCCCACGGCGUGUGGGACAUGCGGGGGAAGCAGUUCCACACCGGUGUGGAGAUCAAGAUGUGGGCCAUCGCCUGCUUCGCCACGCAGCGGCAGUGCCGGGAGGAGAUCCUAAAGGGCUUCACGGACCAGCUGAGGAAGAUCUCCAAGGACGCCGGGAUGCCCAUCCAGGGCCAGCCCUGCUUCUGCAAGUACGCCCAGGGGGCCGACAGCGUGGAGCCCAUGUUCCGGCACCUGAAGAACACGUACGCCGGGCUGCAGCUCAUCAUCGUCAUCCUGCCGGGCAAGACGCCCGUCUACGCGGAGGUGAAGCGGGUGGGCGACACGCUGCUCGGCAUGGCCACCCAGUGCGUGCAGGUGAAGAACGUGGUGAAGACGUCUCCGCAGACGCUGUCCAACCUCUGCCUCAAGAUCAACGUGAAGCUGGGCGGCAUCAACAACAUCCUGGUCCCGCACCAACGGCCUUCAGUGUUCCAGCAGCCCGUCAUCUUCCUCGGGGCCGACGUCACCCAUCCUCCAGCGGGGGACGGGAAGAAGCCGUCCAUCGCAGCGGUGGUGGGCAGCAUGGACGCCCACCCCAGCAGGUACUGCGCCACGGUCCGCGUCCAGAGGCCCAGGCAGGAGGUCAUCCAGGACCUGGCGUCCAUGGUGCGAGAGCUGCUGAUCCAGUUCUACAAGUCGACCCGCUACAAGCCGACCCGGAUCAUCUUCUACAGGGACGGCGUGUCGGAGGGCCAGUUCAGACAGGUGCUGUACUACGAGCUGCUGGCCAUCAGGGAGGCCUGCCUCAGCCUGGAGAAGGAGUACCAGCCGGGCAUCACCUUCGUCGUGGUCCAGAAGCGCCAUCACACCCGCCUCUUCUGCGCCGACCGCACCGAGCGGGUGGGACGGAGUGGGAACAUCCCGGCCGGCACCACGGUGGACACCGACAUCACGCACCCCUACGAGUUUGACUUCUACCUGUGCAGCCACGCUGGAAUCCAGGGUACCAGUCGUCCCUCCCACUACCACGUCCUGUGGGACGACAACUGCUUCACCGCAGACGAGUUCCAGCUCCUCACCUACCAGCUGUGCCACACCUACGUCCGCUGCACGCGCUCCGUCUCCAUCCCAGCACCAGCCUACUACGCCCACCUGGUGGCUUUCCGGGCGCGCUACCACCUCGUGGACAAGGAGCACGACAGCGCCGAGGGCAGCCACAUCUCAGGGCAGAGCAACGGCAGAGACCCGCAGGCGCUGGCCAAGGCCGUGCAGAUCCACCACGACACGCUGAGGACCAUGUACUUCGCCUGAACCCCUCCCCCCCCCGCCUCAUCUGGACCCAGAGGUCACGGAGGACAGUUCCCACCCUCCCUCCUCCUCCUCCUCCUCCUCCUCGCCCCUGGCGCCCGCCGUCUCCAGUCCUCAUGGUGCAGAUUUGAGGAUCACACUUUUAUGAUGUGGGUUUUUAUGAGCGGAACCAGCGCCGGGCCCCCGCCGGGCCGGUUUCACAUGUCUGCUCGUGUCCGGCUGUCUACGUGUUUUUUGCGUGUUGUUUCUCGGUGACCAUGGCGACGGCUCGACGGCUUCCGGGCAGUACCAGGCCCAUGAGGCUCGGUCGCCCGUGAGGCUCGGUCGCCCGUCCCCUUUUUAGCCAAGCGAGGUGCAUGAAGAUGACUGUUAGAAGCAAACGCCGCGGCCAUGAAAUGGACACUUUUAACCUUCGGUCGAGUCACCUGUAGUUUUAUUCCUCUCCAUAUUUAUGCUUUUUUCUCUUUUUUAAUUUAAAUUAACUUCAUUUCCGGAACCCAAACGCACCGCGGGGGCGACUUUUCUGCGGUUCCGGCUCAAGAAACUGACCGGCGAGGUCUCCUGCCAGCGAGUGGCGCCCCCUAGUGACCGGCGACUCGUAUUCCAGGACGUCUGGUACUCAAAGUCUGGAGCCUCGGACCCGGCGGGUCGGCCGGGAGGUCGGGGGGCGGGGAUGGUGGGGGGGGAGGUUUUAACCAAGUGCCUGAUUUGGUGAGAAAGUAAUAGAGCCUUUUAGUCCUCCGAUUGUUUGCUGCUUCGCCUUGUCGUCGCGGAGACGCCGAAGCUCCAACUGGACGGGAAGCACACUUCAUCUUCUUAAAGCCACCAUAUGUAGUAAUACCACCUCUGACCACAGUAGAAGACCUGCAGGUCUGGAUCCAGACCCUAGUGGUCUGUAGGGGACCUGCACUGUUUUCUAUUUUCAGAGAUAUGCUGCCUCUGAGUGGUCAGAAGUGGUAUUACUACAUAGGGUGGCUUUACGACGAUUUUAAAACUGUAUUAUUCUUUUUUUUUUGCGUUUUCUGCAUGUUGUCGUUCCUUCGUUCCGCCUCCAGUCGGAUCAUGUGACUCAAGGUCCUUCACUUGUGAUCUCAGAGAUGAUUUAAGAGUGUGUGCGCCUGACGUGCCUGGUGGCGGCGAGGCCACGCCCACGGCGCCGGCGGCCAACCAAUAGAGGUGUUGGGAGCGGCGGUGGGCGGAGCCUCGAGAGGCAAGUGGGCGUGGUUGGAGUCGGAUCAGAGUUCUGCGUCUCUGACGUACCAGCAUCCACCUUUACUUGAAGGACAGUCGUGGUGUCUGGGCGCCGCUAGCCGCUCGCUGCUAGCCGCUAGCCGCUCGGGCGCCGGACUGUCUCACAGAUGCCUUUUUCUCCUCCGAGAUAAAACCGCGUUGCCGCCUGAAUGAAAGUAUAUUUAUAGUCAGAGAUAUUCACGAACGCUUAGCCAUUUAUUUUUUCUAACAACGGUGCUGUCUGAGGCCGACGCCCACCAGGUGGCGACGCCUGGCUCCGCCCACAUGCGGCUGCCGGUUCACGGACGAAUCAAAACGAUGCGUCAGGAGUUACUCUCCUGGUUUUCUGAGGGGGGGAGGGUUGAGGGUUCUCCGCCGGGUCGCUCCAGACGCGGAACGGUCCGACGCCUCGGAAGAUAAAACCUCCGAGAAGCAAAAGAUGAAAGCCAGGUCGUGUAGCAGUACCAGUUCUGACCACAGGGGGCGCAGCGCUGCUUCCUUCUGCUGCUUCUCAAGUUUCUAAGUUGGAUGGAAAGAAAUUGCUGCAAAAGUUACUAGUUACUAGAAGUAACUAGUAGUUACUCGUAACUUUUGUAGUUCUAGUAGUCAUUACUUGAUCUGAUGAUGUUAUGAUGGGAUGUGGCGCCCCCUGUGGUCAGAAGUGGUAGAGCAGAGAAUGAAGGGAACCUGUGGAUCGGCUACGAUUAGGGUCAGUGUGUGUGUGUGCGUGUGUGCGCGUGUGUGUGUCUGUGUGUGUGUGUGUGUGACCUGGUAAAACGUGAAAUAGUCAUGAAAUUAAUCUUCGCCUUAAAUGUGCAUUCAUGUCGAGUGGAUGAAGGCGGGGCAGGAAUCGAACCUGCAGCUGGGGGCUGGUUGAUGGUGGAGCCUCGAUAACUCAAGAAGAAGAGUAGAGCUGCCGUCGCCGGGGCGUAGCCGCACACGCUCAGAAAUAACAGU